GGUUUGUACCGUUGACGUGGACCUAAGUGGAAGAGCAGUCCACUUUUUCUUUCCGUUGUACGUUUAUUUCUGGCAAGACCGUCCACCGAAUAGACCGAAAUGCCUGCAUCAACAAGUGCAACCAGCGUGGGGUCUGGAAGUAGAUCACCGACUAAAGUUGUAGCCCCGAGAACUGCUCCAGGAGGUGCAGUCCGGCAAAGAAAAACGACCACUGUAACUGCAGCUAGGAGCCGGAACACUAGUGCCAACAGUGGUGGCAUGUGGAGAUUUUACACCGACGAUUCUCCUGGCAUCAAAGUUGGUCCUGUCCCGGUUUUGGUCAUGUCGCUGUUAUUCAUCGCUUCAGUUUUUAUGCUCCACAUUUGGGGCAAAUACACGAGAUCGUAAUCGCAAAACAGAACUUUUUCCAUUCCAAGUUUAAAGCAUUUACUUUACGAGAGCAUCAAUUCAGGUCCAACACUGAGGGAAAAUCAACUGGGGGGGAGGUGACUCUAUUCGUAUAUAUUUAUUUAUAAUUUAUUGUUAUAAUAUAGUUUAUAUGAACAACUAUAUACACAUUUAUAUA
This is a messenger RNA of Cimex lectularius (bed bug), 565 nucleotides long. RefSeq names its product protein transport protein Sec61 subunit beta-like. The record is from RefSeq and is a predicted model, not a curated record. NCBI's taxonomy places the organism in Eukaryota, Metazoa, Arthropoda, Insecta, Hemiptera, Cimicidae. The transcript is spliced from 4 exons. Gene Ontology annotation, cellular component: Sec61 translocon complex. Gene Ontology annotation, biological process: intracellular protein transport. Bases 100 to 387 code for a protein of 95 amino acids.